Messenger RNA from Saprolegnia diclina VS20, 3486 nucleotides. RefSeq lists its product as hypothetical. The transcript has 9 exons. Gene Ontology annotation, molecular function: protein binding. Bases 103 to 3423 code for a protein of 1106 amino acids. Gene Ontology annotation, biological process: signal transduction. The record is from RefSeq and is a predicted model, not a curated record. Lineage: Eukaryota; Oomycota; Saprolegniomycetes; Saprolegniales; Saprolegniaceae.
CGCCAUUACAGCGCGGUGCUGAACCACCAUCCCACCAUCCCAGGCAGCUCGACGACGCCCGCGACGACGACGACCCAUCUCGCCGAACCCGCGAGGAGUGGCAUGGAGAGAGGAGACGACGAGACCGAACCUACGUCCCCGUACACGUCGAUGCACUCGCCGAUCCCGAUCGUCGUGAACGGCGUGCGCCCCGACGAGACAAAGGAGGCGACGCCACCAAAGAGCCCGAUCGCCGCCGAAGGGGCGUCGUGGUCCGAGCCGGCGAACAAUCCGGCAGAGCUCGUGAUGCUCACCGCCGGCGGCAUCCGCUUGUACGACGAAGCCAACGAGAACGAGGUCGUGCCAGGCUACAACAAGUCGACGCGGUCGUCGUGGUCGGCGCGCGGCUCGAGCUUGGCAGGCCGGGCGCGGCCGGGGCCGCCACCGACGCGCUUCAAGCCCACAAUGCACCGGUUCUCAUCGCGCGCGAGCACGGCAGACGCGCAGAUGGACACGUCGCCGGGCGUCGCGCGGCCGCGACCGGGCUCGCAUUCGCAGCUGCAGCACAGUCGUUUCUACGCGACGCUGCCGCCGCAAGACUCGUACGUGCGCGUGUGGCGCAACUCGUUCUUUGGUGGUCGGCUCAUCUUUGCGAGCUUUCUCCUCUUCGCGUGCGCGACUGCGAGCUUGGCCUUGCACAACAUUGGUCAUGCGUCGUCGCACUGCGUCGAGAUGGACGCUGCGUACGCAUUCGCCUACUACAUUUCGAUUGCAUCGACAGCAAACCUACUGCUCAUGCUACCAGCACUCUUCCCGACCACGUGCGGGCUCUACAAGGUCCAAGGCCGGCGCGUGAUCCGCCGCCCGUUCCUCCAGCUCACCGAGAUGCUCGUCGUCGCGCAAAUGUCGCACAUGCUGCUCGAGUGGAUCCUUCUUAUCGUAGCCAUGCCCAACGCAGCGUUCUACUGCGGCCAAAUCGACAGCGUCCUCGAGCGCGUCCGGUACCACGUUGCGUUCUACGCUGUGCUCCCGAUCACAACCGUGCUCUACUGGCAGACAGUCCUCUUCUGCCGCUUCCGGACGCACCUCAAGCUCCAGCUCGGGUCGACCAACGACGCCAAGCACUCGGCCAACCUCCAAGGCUGGCUCAAAACGCUGUUUACGCUGCCCGCGAUCAGCCGUCGGAGCCGCAAGAUCACAGAACUUCGCACGGGUCUCUUCAAGGCUGCGUCGGCCGGCGACUAUGACAAGGCGCAAGAGCUCCUUGACGAGGCCACUCGCGUGCUCGGCGACGGCUUUGCGACCCGCAAGCUCUAUCACGAACCCCGACUGUGGCUCUAUGCCUUUGCGCGGUCGCGCAAGAACCCGCUGCAUGUGGCUGUCGCCAAAGGCGAUCUGCGCCUCGUAGCGCUCUUCUUGCAGUACCAUUUCGAUGUGAACGCGCUCGACAAGGUCGCCCGCGUCAACUUCAACCUCGGUGUGCUCUUCAAGCUCACGCGGCUCUUUGUCCGCACGCAAGACCACGUUCAGAGCAUGAACGACUCGAUCUUCUCGAGUGUUCUUGUGAGUCCGCUCCACAUUGCCGUCCAGAGCGGCGAGCUCAUGACCGUGCGUUUUUUGCUCGACCACGGCGCCAACGUCGAUACGUUGCCACGGGCGUCCUUCUUCAAACAGUCGGCAGUGAAACCUGCCAUCUACUUGGCCGACGACGUUCAGGUCAUUCAAGUGCUCCUGGCGCAUGGCACGAACCUUUUGUACGUCAGUAAGGCUUCCACCGUGCUCACGCCCUUGCAACGCAACAUGCUCACGCACCGCGUCAUGCAGUGGAGUCUGCUCGAAGAGCACGGCGGCGACGUGGCAUUGACGCCCUUGCACGCGGCCGCGGCGGCCAACGACGUGGGCGCAGUCCUCUCGUACGUAAAAGGUGGUGUCCAAGUCGACACGCUGGGCGAACUCACGGCCGGUGUGCACUGCCGCACACCCUUGCACUGGGCCGCGAUCACGGGCAGCCACCUCUCGGCCAAGCACUUGCUCGCGUUCGGCGCCGACGCCAACGCCCGCGACGACAUGGGCCGGUCGCCGCUGCACUGGGCGGCCCGCAACAACCACGUCGACGUCGUCAACCUCCUGCUCGAGCACGAGGGCGACCCGAACGCGCAUGACCGGAUCGGGAACCCACCCUUGUCGGUGGCCGCGCAGACCGAAGGCGUCAGCCAAGACGUGAUUGCGGCGCUUAUUGCACACGGCGCCGACCUCGACUUUGCAGACGACGGUGGCAACACGGCGCUGCACAUUGCACUGAUCAACGAAAACCGCGUGACGGCCGUCUCGCUGCUCAAGUGCGGCGCCAACAUCAUGGCGACCAACCUCGACGGCAAGCGUGCGGUCGACUGCACGACCUCGACCGAGCUCCAAUUCGCCGUCAAAAAAGAGGCUGGCAGCCGCGAUGUCAUGAUCAGCUAUACGCACGCACACGCGCCGAUCGCCAAGCGUGUGCGCGACUACCUUGUCGACCACGCGCGGCUCACGUGCUGGAUGGACACGAUGGACCCGAGCGGCAUUGGUGGCGGCGCGGUCUGGCGCGAAGAAAUCGCACGCGGUAUCUUCAACGCCAAGGUGGUUGUCGCCGUGGUCUGCGAUGGCUACGCGCGCUCCGAGUGGUGCCUCAAGGAGCUCUCGUUUGCCAAGAUUUCGAAAACGCCGGCGGUCGUCCUCGUCGUGGAUCCGAAUGGCAUGUCGAGCGAGAUCGAGCGCCUCGUCCCCAAGCAGUUUAUCUUGCCGUUUCCAGUCUCGGACGCGAUGCUGGACGACCCAACGCUGUGGGCAACGUCGUUUGACGCUGUCCUGGGGCCCGUCCGGGACGCGCUUCGCCAGGCCGAACCGCCGCCGCUGUACCCCCUCUACAACUUCGAUGUGCACGCGCCGGCGCGCCGCGUGUUCAUCUACUACACGGCGCAGGACCCGUCGUUCCUCAAGCGCAUUGAAGUGAGCGUCCACGCCAAAGGGUUCGUACCGCUCCUGGCGUCGCAGCCAUUGGAUACCAUGGACGUGCGCGAAGAAGCGGACGUGAUGACGUCGUCGUCGACGGUCGUCUUCCUUGUGCGCACGGACGAGCUUGGAAGAAACGAAGAUGCAUGGCGGAAUCUGCAAAAGAGCUACUCGAUCGCCGCGACGCACGGCAAGACGAUCGUGCCCGUGUUUGUCGGGCCGCAGUGCUUGGAUUUUAGCAAGCUCUACUCACUCUGCCGGACGCCGUGGCACCCAUUUGUGGCCCAGCGCGGGUUCGAAGCCAACUUUAGCCACCUCACAAAACGCCUCAACGACAUGCUGCCGAUGGGACUGGCGCUCGUGAGCAAGCGACCGCGGUCUGGCUCGGACACGGUGUACGUCACGAUGCCCUUCUCGCGCAAGAGCGACCCGUCGUUCGUCUCGGCGUUUGUGUAGCGUGUCGACGCGCUUUCUAUUUAGGUGCUCGCGUACUAGUACAUGUAUAUCUUCUACGACACA